Molecule: messenger RNA, 1416 nt
Organism: Colletotrichum graminicola M1.001
Lineage: Eukaryota; Fungi; Ascomycota; Sordariomycetes; Glomerellales; Glomerellaceae
Product: transferase
Exons: 1
Coding region: 1-1416 (471 amino acids)
Source: RefSeq, a predicted model, not a curated record
AUGAUGGAAAGGUCCAUUGCCGUCGUGGGUCCCCAUUUCGACCUCAAACUGUCGCAUUGGGAUCGGACUUACCCGCCAACCCACUCGAAACGAAUUCUUGUCUUUGCCCUCGCUGAGAACGCAGACAAGGAGCAAAUCGUGGACCAGCUUCACGUUGCACUGCACCACACCGUGCAGCAGGUGCCCUUUCUAGCAGGAUCGGUGGUGCCCAACUCGGAUGAAGAGGGCGAUCGACCUUGGCUACGAAACAUAUCACCAAACGGUCGUGCAUAUCUUGACGUGAAAGACCUUUCCGACCGCAUCUCCUACGCCGAUCUCGCCCAGUCAGACUUUGACCAGACGCUGUUUGACGCCGACCAGCUGUGCUCUCUGCCUCAGGUCAUCUACAUUCAGCAAGAACCCGUCGACGUCUGCCGAUUCCGUGUCAACUUCAUCCAGGGUGGCGUCAUUCUCGUCAUACAGAUUCUGCACACGGUGGUCGACGGCAGUGGAGUAACCGAGUGCCUGAAGCGCUUCGCAGACCACUUUCGCAAAGCCCAGGCGGGCCAACUCGGGCAUCCCUUGGAGACGGCGACAGGGAAGUAUGUCUCGGACCGCACCGCUUUGGUCUCGGGUGGCGGCAGAGUCGGAGCAAUAGAGAACCAUCCAGCCUUCACGACGUCUGCAUUCGCCCACGGCAACAUAAAAGGGGUCGAGCAAGCCUGUAGGACGUUCCGCAUCAGUCGCGAGGCUCUGGCGGACCUGAAGAAGGCCGCGUCUCCCGAGUUCCCGCGUCACGGCGACGACUGGAUCUCCACUGGCGACGCGCUUGCUGCGCUUAUAUGGCGAAGUAUCCUAGUCGCGAGACACAGAUCGGGCGCCCUCUCUGCCGACGCCGUCGCCAAGUUUGGUCAGCCAGUCGAUUGCAGGAAGCUUCUCGGGUUGCCCCAGCCGUAUUACGGGAACGCUUUCUACAUCAUGCGGACCGACAUGCCGUUCGACGCGCUUAGCGAUCCGCGGACCGGCCUCCGCACCGCUGCCAGUCUUCUGCGUGCGGAUGUGAAGGCGGUGACGGCCGACAGGAUCCGAGAUCUCGUGGCCCUGAUGGAGAGAAUCAGAUUGGAGAGCCACACCCGCCUGAGCUUCCAAGAAGAUCUGGGCUCGUCCGCCAUCGUGUAUACGAGCCAUUUCAAGUUCAACAUCUACGACAUGGAUUUCGGACCGGCAUUCGGAGACGGCCGCGUCAAGGCUUUCCGCCAUCCGGAACGCGGCACCAUUGUGGGAGCGGUCAUUGUGAUGCCCAUGUGUCCGGACGGCUCGUGCGAGUUCACAAUCACCGAGUCAGUCGACACUCUUGGGUGUCUUGAGACCGAUGCUCUGUGGACUCGUUACACUGGCAAGCAGAACGGAUCCAAGAUGGCGAAUAAAUCCUUAUGA